AGCCCCAGAAUAGGAGCGGCGCCUGCGAAUCCCUUCCUCACACCAAACGCGUCUACCACCAGAGUGGACAAACAAUACGCAGACUCGGAAGCAGAAAAGGGCUUUCUGGUCGUGGACGACCGCCUCUCAGCGCCAUAUGACGAGAAGGGAUUCACGGGUUGGCCACUCAUAUCCGAUGAACCCGAAGACGACGAUGACAUGCAUAUGCCCAUGCCAGACGAUGACAUCCGAUUCAAGCCCCGCUGGAGAGACCACUUCACGCGCGGCAACACCAUGUCCACGAUUGGCCUGAUCUUCAUGAUCCUAGGCUUGCUCUUCGUCUUCGUGGGUCUCCCCGUUCUGAGCGCCCUCGGAAUCAUAGACUACAACUCCGCCUACGGUACUCCGCUCGACCAGAUGCCCAAAAUGUACCCGGAGCCCGAGGAGUGGGCAACGGUGAAUAACAGACGAUAUCCCCUCCUCUCCAACCUCCGCAGCACCUUGAUCGACCCAGACACCCCCAAAAGCGCCAAAACCAUGAAGGGCGAAUUCGGCGACGAAUACGUCCUCGUCUUCAGCGACGAAUUCAACAAGCCGAACCGCACCUUUUACGAAGGCGAUGACCCCUACUGGACAGCCCCGGAUAUCUGGUACGGCGCCACGCAAGACCUGGAAUGGUACGACCCGGACGCGGCAACGACAUGGGAGGGCACGCUGGAACUCCGCCUCGACGAAUUCGCCAACCACGGUGUGCAAUACCGCUCCGGCAUGCUGAAUUCCUGGAACCAAGUCUGCUUCAAGGGAGGCAUCUUCGAGGUCAGCAUGUCCCUGCCCGGCCCCGCAGCAGUCAUGGGUCUCUGGCCCGGUGCAUGGACAAUGGGCAACCUAGGACGCCCGGGCUAUCUCAGCACCACCGAGGGGUUAUGGCCAUACACAUACCAAGCGUGCGACGUAGGCAUCACACCCAACCAAUCCCAAUCCGACGGCCUCUCGUACCUCCCAGGUCAAAAACUCCCCUCAUGCACCUGCCCCGGCGAAGACCACCCGACCCCGGGAACCGGCCGCGGCGCGCCCGAAAUCGACAUCGUAGAAGCGGGCGCAAGCUACGGCGGACUGCCCAUCGCGACGCAGAGCUACCAAGUCGCCCCCUUCGACAUCUGGUGGCACCCGGACUACGAAUUCACCGCCUUCCCGGACCUGAGCAUCAGCGCCCCGAAUGGGUACACGGGAGGGCCCUUCCAGCAAGCCAUUUCCGCGACGACGAAUCUGAAUCGCAACUGGUAUGACGGGAAGCAGUACCAACGGUACAGUUUCGAGUAUGUCCCCGGCGAGGGCGAGGGGGCGUACAUUGUCUGGAAGGUCGGCGGGCAGACGACGUUUCUGAUGGACGGGCGGGCGAUUGGGCCGAAUGGGAAUAUCCAGGCGAGGCAGGUCAGUCUGGAGCCCAUGUCGAUGAUACUGAAUUUGGGGUAUAGCAAGAGUUGGACCGAGAUUCGGUACGAGUUGUUGAGGUUCCCGACCGUCAUGAGGGUCGAUUAUGUCCGGUGGUAUCAGAAGAAGGGUGAGGAGAUGGUGACGUGCGAUCCGCCGGGGUUUGAGACGACUAAGUAUAUCGAGGAGCAUAAGGUGGCGUAUACGAAUCCGAAUCUGACGAAGUGGGAUCAGACGGGGUUCCCGUGGCCGAAGCACAAGUUGAACAGCGAUUGU
Westerdykella ornata is the source of this 1686-nucleotide messenger RNA. RefSeq names its product beta-glucan synthesis-associated. Gene Ontology annotation, molecular function: glucosidase activity. The annotation marks the transcript as partial. The record is from RefSeq and is a predicted model, not a curated record. Gene Ontology annotation, cellular component: endoplasmic reticulum membrane; plasma membrane. The transcript is spliced from 2 exons. Gene Ontology annotation, biological process: fungal-type cell wall organization; (1->6)-beta-D-glucan biosynthetic process. Lineage: Eukaryota; Fungi; Ascomycota; Dothideomycetes; Pleosporales; Sporormiaceae.